AUGAGUCAAAUUAUUCCUGAAUUUAAUCCAUCCAUUCCUCCUCCUGCUCUUCCUUUGAAGCCUGAGAAUUUAAUACCAAAAACACUUUUCCCUGAACAACUUCUUUGGAAACUAUUGAAAGGGAAAACUGUUCUCCAAUAUCACCUUUGCUUUGAAUGUCAAAAUCGACUGUUCAAUUCAAAAGAUAAAGUAAUGCGAAAUGGUGAAAGAGUGGUUAUCAAAAUCGAACUUUGCGACGACUGUGUCAAAGAAAAUUGUAAUGCAACUGAUUUGCUAUCAAACAAGAGAAAGAAAAUAGAAAAGAAAAAUUGA
Meloidogyne enterolobii is the source of this 312-nucleotide messenger RNA. Lineage: Eukaryota; Metazoa; Nematoda; Chromadorea; Rhabditida; Meloidogynidae. The record is from the annotation of a GenBank genome assembly.